AACAACAGAUUUAAUGACGUUUACAGCAUCGCAGUUGCUCCAAUCCUACGAAAAGCUUCGGUUGGUUUUUGUGCGACGCUUCCUAUGAUGUUUGAAUUGUAGGUUUACUUAGAGAGUUGGGAUUAGGAGAAUACCGUUUUCCAUACAAUGGACCCUUUCACUCAGAGAAUGUUGGAGCGUGCUAGAGCAAGGAGAGAAAAAUUAGAUACUCAAUUAUCAAAUGCUGGUCAUGAUGUUAAAAAAAGACGAAGUCCUUUAAAGGAUGCAAAUGCAAUUUUGGCUCAGGCUACAGUUACUAAGUCUAAAACUCCAACAAAAUCUCCUGCUAAAGUAUCAACAGAAAGUGUGUCUCCAGUAAAGUCACCCCGGAAAUCUCUGGUUAAGAAUAAUAGUAAUGAAAACAAGGAAGAUAUAAACAAAGAGAAUGGAAAGGUUGGAGUUCACAAUGUGAGAUCAAAACUACAGAGGCUUGGCAAACUGUAUUCUGAUGACAGCAGUAGAGAACUCAGUUCACCUAUUCAUAGAACAGAAGAAAGGUUCAAUGCAGAAGAAGAGGUCAUUGAACAGAAACCACAAAAAAGAGGUGCUAGACUGGAUAGAUUAGCAGCUCUUGCUUCAACUAUUAAUAAUUGGGAAGAUGAUCUCUCACAUCCAACCUUGACUAAACCAGUAGAAACUAAAGCAGAGAAAAUACAAGCUAAAUUAAAUGAACAAGUGAAAAAUGCGUCAGAACCCCAGCCAAGCACGAGUGGUUACAACAAAGAAAAUAGAAAUAGUAAAGGCAGUAGUUCCAAGAAAGAAGAAGUAUAUCAUACAAAGCAACUAAAAUGGGAUAAGUCUACAUUGGAAUCAUUAGAAUCUCAAGGCUUUAGUCGUACGAAAAGCAAUACUCGCCUUGUAUAUGACUAUAAGGCUUGUUCUCAGGAAAAAAACUCGGUAGCUUCGGGUUCAUCUCCACAACAUGGGCACAAUCAGGAAUCUACUACAACGUUUUACGAAAGAGCAGAAAAUUCUCCAAAAAAUGUUAGUAGCAAAAAUUGUAAUACUCCAGAGAAAACAAAAAAUGCAAUGCCUAGCACAAGCGGCACCCGAUUGGCACCUAGAUAUGGAUAUAAUAGCUCUCCUAAAAGUCCAGUUCAGUCUAGUCCAGGUUCAGUGUUGAGCAAAGCUUCGUUAUUUGAAUCUAAAAAUUCUGAAACAAAAGCUAAAGAUCCUACACAAAUGACGCUUUCUGAGAGGAUGGCACUUUUUGAAAAAAAUAAAGGCGAACCACCUCUGCUGCCGAAGGCACCACUUACAAUGUCAAUACCGCCGAAAAAGUUGCAAGAAAAAGACAAGAAUAAUUCAUCGUCAGGAGCAAAGGAAUGGUCUAAAGCUGAUAUUCCUAACAAUGCUGUUAAUGCUCGACGAGAAAAAUUUGAACAAGGCUUAAAUAAGCAAGAAAUGGAAAAUGAUAUUUUACGUACCACUUAUUUGGAAAGGCAACGGGAAUUGGAUAUGUUACGUUCGCGUUUCAAUAGAAAUAAGGAAAUGGCAAAAGCAGCUGCCGGUUCCUGUAUUAGGACAAGUGAAAGCAGCGAAGGAAAAUCUAAUUCACCCAAAAAUUCUCCAGUUUGUCCUGUAAAACCGACACCUGCACCUGUAAAUAAGGAUCAUGGUGUUCCACCUCCUCCGCCACCACUUCCAAAGGUUCAUGCAUCCGAGGACAAUCGAAUAUCUAUCCAAAAUAAAAGUUCACCAGCUAAAAGACAAGUUGUAGGCAGUCCACCUAAAACGCAGCAAACGAAAGUAAUAUCUGACAUUAAACGCAUUCGCGUUGCACCACCUAAACCUGGACAUAUCUAUCCUAAUCUUUCUGAUAUUGAUAAUACAACGGAAACGGAAACAGAUACAGAAUAUACUGUCAAUAGCACAGAAGCAGAAACUGCGACUUUAGACGAAAAAACUGACACUGAUACAGGGACUGAAGCUGAAUACUAUUUACAAGAUAAUGGAACUGAAGAUGACAGCGAUGAAGAAAGCGGAGAAUUAAAUACUAGUCUUGGUAGAAGUAUUUUACAGGCAGUAAAUGAACAUACCUAUUUAAAUAAGAAGAGAUCAAUUGACCCAGAUCCAGACAGUACAACUUCCGAUAUUUCGGUAUUGGAUGAAAUGGAUGAAUAUUUGGAUGAAUGCCUUGCACUGCAAGAAGCAAAUAAUAUAAAUGCACAUACAGAAGAGGGACCAACACCACCAAAGCUCAAUAAAGGUGGGAAAAGUCCGUCCACUACAUCAACGAGUUUUAAAUAUAAUGAAGGGUCAUCAUAUCGCUCACCUAUAAAGAAAGUUUCUCCUGGGACUCCUAAACAAGGUGAACCUUAUAUAGUGGAUGGUGACAAUUGUGUGCCACUGUUGCAUAGCGUUAGUUUUUACAGACGACAACAAUCUCAGACGCCUAAAACACCAGUGCGUAUAAUAUCGAGGACACAAGAAGUUGCUACCGCUCCUGAUGAAACACAGCCUGACUCUAAAAACGAAGUUAUUUUAGUACAAGACAAAGUAAAACGAUUAUUGGAUGAAAUAUGUAAACAGCAAACAAUUAUUGGUCAGGCUAGUCAGGCACUAAAUUUAUGUAGUUCCACUGUGGAAUUCAAUGAUUCAAGGGAGCAAGUUGAAGGAGAAAGAUUGCUACUCGUUGCUACACACAGACGGCAAGCUGCAUUGAAUGAAGUACAACGGUUGAAGAUAGAAGGUACACUACGACCUGUUACUCCAGGAUCACCAGAAGUACAAGAAAGUGGUGCUUUGACAGUUUCUGCUAUCACGUUACCUCUUAAACGAGAUUAUUUCCGCAACGUGGGCAGAAAUACAUGUCAUCAUUUUGUCUGUUUAAUGCGACAUUUGGAAAACGUAGUCGCAACUCCAGUAGUCGUGGCAGAACCUGGCGAUUCGUGUGUCCGAUUUCCAUCAACAUUAAAACUGAAUGAUUUGUAUAAUGAUUUUAAAAUAACCAUCGAGAUAUACUCGCUUCAGACACAACCUGAAAUUUUGCCACAUGAAAUUAAAUAUCACAUUCAUAAUAAUAAUGGAUGUAGCAGUAGUAACACUGCUUGUAACAAAAAGUUAGCGAAUAAAACUCCAAAGAAAUAUUUAAAACAAGAAAGUCGCUUAGUGAUGCCAAGUGUACAAAGCCCAGCUGGACCAUCUGCUGUUAGAUCUCCCGCUUUUCAGUUGUCUGGUUAUGUUAUUUUCAGUUUGAAAGAAAUACAUCGGCAACAAUUUACAUUAAACAAGGUACCAUCACAAUCUCCUUUAGAAGGUCGAUUGCAGAUGCAUGUUUCGUGCGAACUCUCAGUAUCAGUUGAACACAGAGGAUUUCUUACAAUGUUUGAAGAUGUUUCUGGUUUUGGUGCUUGGCACCGUAGAUGGUGUUUGCUUAAAGGUUCUACUCUAUCAUACUGGAAAUAUCCUGAUGAUGAACGAAAAAAGACUCCUAUCGGAAGUUUGGACUUACAAUGUGUUUCCACAACUAACGUAGGAUUAGUUUCUCGAGAUAUUUGUGCGCGUCCUAAUACUUUUUUGCUUGAAACAACAAGGGCUGCAGAACCUGAAGAUACUGAUAGUUUAAUUAUGAUUAGGAAUGGAUCUACAACAACAAUUAGGCAUCUGUUGUCAGCCGAUACAAAGGAAGAUAGGUUAGAAUGGUGUUCAAAACUUAAUAAAACAUUGAACUUAAUACAUUCCUGGGGUGGAACAUCGGUAUUAUCGUAACAUAAUUUAGAUUAAACAUAGACUACAAAGUAUAGCGUAUACAAGUACGCUUAUAUAUUAUUUUUAUGCAUAUAAAUUACUAUACACAGCAUUGUGUAUAUUGAAUAAUGUAAUUAUAUAACUAAUAUGUACAUCUAGUAUAUCUAAUAUGAAUAAUGUAUAUUCAUACAUUAAGAUAAAUUCUUUUUCUAAAAGUUGAUAUAACGUACGAAAGUUAGUAUAAUGAACUAUUUUGUAUUUUAAACGUAAUACAAUAUCAUUCGUAUAAAAAUUAAGAACUAUUUAAAUUAUAACUUUUAGUUACAUAAUGAAAAUGCUUUAAUAGCAGUUAGUAUGCAUAUUAUAUUUAAAUGAAUUGCAUUUCUUUGCCAUGUAGUCGAAUAAAAAUGAUUUAUUUUUAACUUGAAUUUCUUCUAUAGUAUAGUAAAAUUAUUCAAAUCAAGUUUACUGAAUUAUUUCUCAUAUUUAGAUAAAAGCAACUUUAUAAUGAAUUUAAUAGUAUUUUUUUAAAUACAAAAGAUGAAUUGAUACGUAUUAAAAUCUUUAAAAAUAUUAUUCACUAUAAACUAAACAAUCAAUGCAUUAGAAGUAUAUAUUAUUUUAAUUAUAAUAUUUUUAUAUCAUGUAAUAUAAUAUACUGUAAAUAACAGAAUGAUUAUAAUCUAUUAGAGUAGUUACUAACAAAUAUAUAAUUAAAUAUACAUAAGUGUCAUUAAUUAUGUAUUUGUUAUGAAAGCUAAGAAUUUUGUAGCAUUUUUUUACUUUUUUAUCGUAAAAAUUAUC
Messenger RNA from Megachile rotundata (alfalfa leafcutting bee), 4533 nucleotides. RefSeq names its product anillin. The record is from RefSeq and is a predicted model, not a curated record. Lineage: Eukaryota; Metazoa; Arthropoda; Insecta; Hymenoptera; Megachilidae. Gene Ontology annotation, cellular component: actomyosin contractile ring. Gene Ontology annotation, biological process: septin ring organization; mitotic cytokinesis; actomyosin contractile ring assembly.